AUGAUGUUUGAUCUGUUUGACUGCGAGAAUGUGUGCCAUGGUGACCUGUCCACACAACAUCAUACCAGAAUUCUGGUGAUUUUGCUUCGCUUUUGCGAAUGUGGAGGAGAAUGGGAAGAGAACAACAGCGUGUCACUGCUGCAUUAUCAUCACUACUGGAUCUGCUUGCUGCCACUGUGUGUGGGAAUGAUUCUGGGCGUGCACGAAUGGUUCACUUUAUUUUUGGCCGAGGUGGUUAGUUGGAUUGCCGUGGUGCUGCUGGGGAUCAUCAAGGCUCUGGUGUGGUUGUCGCAAAAGGUGACCAAAUUGGGAAAGACGCUUCUGCGAUGGGGGAUUGCCAUGCGAACUUUCCGACUCGCUUUGAUUCUACGAGUCCAUUCGGCCGUGUAUCAUCGAGUAGCACGGCAACAACAUCAGCCACGGCGAGAAAUAAGGGACGAAGAUACAAAUCGGGAGACAGCACGAGUGCGAUAG
This is a messenger RNA of Seminavis robusta, 474 nucleotides long. NCBI's taxonomy places the organism in Eukaryota, Bacillariophyta, Bacillariophyceae, Naviculales, Naviculaceae. The record is from the annotation of a GenBank genome assembly.